GCAUGAAACACACCCAUGCGUGAAAGUGGUAUAAAUAAACAUGCUCUGGAUAUAUUUUAUAAUCGAACGAAUACCCGUUUUGCGCAUGUCUAUCAAACCGAUAGCAGUUCAUCGCACGUAUACUUGUUUUAAUUUAAUUUUCUCGAAAUUAGUGGAAACCGUUUUAUUUAAAUCACUCCAUAAAAAGUUACGUGUGUAAGUGUUGGCAUAGAUACAAUGAUAAGAAGGACGUAAUUAUAUCGGGGAAAGGAGAAAAGUGAUGUAAAGAGUAUAGACAUAAUUAAUUUUUCUAAACUUCAUGGACGUGAAUUGAAUGUACUAGAGGACUAUUUUAGGGUAUUUUAGAUAAACACAUCAAAUAAGCAGAAAAUUUAUCUAAGGACAAAACGGUCACGGGUGAUACACGAAACAUUGCGCCAUAUAACCUAAAAGCUGUGAAGACCCUUCGUCGACACGGCUCUACACGCUAACCAGGUGGCUCAUAUGGAGGGAGAAAUGGCCAACCAGAACGGGACGUACAGACAGACGCACGUGAACGCAGUGUUCACGAUGGACGACGGCGAGACGGGAGACCGCAUGAAUCCUCGCCUCAUCAACUUGGACAAGCAACAAGAGACCAAAGUGCACAUCAAAUCGUUACGUCCGUACAUGAAUAGGAAUGAGGCCCAUCAUAGCAUGGUUGACUCCUCGGAAACGGUGACGUUAUCAUGGCAGAACGUCAACGUCUACGUCAACCCGCCAAGUCGAGCAUGCUGCCGGGGACCAGACCCCGCCGUAGAACGCAAGCACGUGCUAAGAAACGUGUGCGGCCUAGUGAGACCAGGGACACUUGUUGCUAUCAUCGGAGCAAGUGGUUCCGGUAAAACGACACUACUAAAUACGCUGACGUCACGAACAAACAGCGAGGUUAUGAAGUCAGCAGGCGAAAUUCGGGUCAAUGGCGUCGAUGUGGGUCAAGGAAUUCGGAACAUCUCGGCUUACGUCACGCAAGAUGAUCUAUUUAUAGCGACAAUGACGGUCAAAGAACACCUUACGUUCCGGGCCCUAUUGCGUAUGGAGGCGGAAGUGACGCGGGAGCGCCGUAUCGAGCGCGUUGACGAGGUGAUCAAAGAGCUGGGGCUCACCAAGUGUCAGGACAACAUCAUCGGAAAUCCGGGUCGCAUCAAGGGAAUUUCCGGCGGAGAGAUGCGGCGGCUCUCAUUCGCUUCAGAAUUUCUUACCAAUCCACCGCUGUUGUUCUGUGACGAGCCCACUUCCGGUCUGGACUCGUACAUGGCAGAGAACAUCGUGCAGACAUUGCAGCAGACGGCAAAACGCGGCAAGACUGUCAUCUGCACCAUCCACCAACCCAGCUCCGAGGUGUUCGCUCUCUUCGAUCACGUGAUUGUCAUGGCGGAGGGACGAGUGGCGUUCAUGGGAGAAGCGGAACAGGCUCUUGACUUCUACAAGGGGAUCGGGUUCCCAUGCCCCAUGAACUUUAACCCCGCCGACUUCUACAUCCACACCAUGGCUGUCAGGCCCGGCAAGGAGACCGAGUGUAAAGCGCGAAUCGAGCAAAUCUGCGAUAAAUUCGACGAGUCUCAGAUUUGCAAGGAGAUUGUUCAAGAUAUAAAAAGUGUGUCAGAAAAUCCUAAAGAAGAAGGAAUCAUUAUCGAGGAAGCGUUCAGCGGCACGUCACGCUACGAGGCCUCAUUUUUCCAGCAGUUCAGGGCGGUGUUUGCGCGCUCCUGGAAGACCACAUACAGAGAACCCAUGCUCCUCCGAGUUAGGGUCAUCCAGACAAUUUUUCUGGGGUUGAUGCUCGGGCUAAUCUAUCUACAACUCGACAUCGACCAACAGGGAGUAAUGAACAUCAAUGGUGUUCUUUUCCUCAUGCUCACCAACAUGACGUUCUCGAAUGUCUUCGGUGUUCUUAACUCCUUCCCGCUGGAGACUCCGAUAUUCAUGCGCGAGUACGGAAUCGGUCUGUACAGAGUGGAUAUCUACUUUAUAUGCAAGGUUCUCGCAGAGUUUCCAUCGUUCAUCUUCAUUCCUAUCCUCUUCUCUAGCAUCACCUACUGGAUGAUUGGCCUGUACGCGUCAUUCGAGGCGUUCUGCGUGUUCACAGGCGUGAUCCUCCUGGUGGCAAACAUCGCGGUCUCAUUCGGCUACAUCGUGUCAGCUGCGGUAAACCAUGUUGGAACAGCCCUGGCUAUCGCUCCGCCGCUGAUGAUCCCGCUGCUGAUGUUCGGUGGAUUUUUCCUCAACUCUGAUUCCAUACCCGUGUAUUUCAUCUGGCUCGAGUAUUUGUCCUGGUUCAAAUAUGCCAUGGAGCUAAUUGCUAUCAACCAGUGGGAGAACAUCGACUCCAUAGAGUGUCCAGCUGCGACAGGCAAUAGUACUACUUGUAACCCAAACUGCUUGUUCAGGAGCGGUGAGGGCGUGUUAAAUUACCUUAACUUUGACAAGGAGAAGGUAUGGCUGAAUGUGGGACUGCUGUUUGCCAUGAUGGUUGGGUACCGCCUGAUAGCCUUCAUCAUACUCUUUGGCAAGGCUCGAAAGUCCAAGCAGUAGACAGUGGAUGACGUCAUAAUGUGUGAGGUCAACUUUGUAAAUUCCCGAUGACCAGUGUCAUAAUAUCGCUCCCAUAUUAAGGAAAUGACGAUGCAUCACUUUCCUUGACCGAACAAUUGUACAAAAGUCACGUAGUAGAUGUGACGCCUAUGUUUUUAUCCAGGGAGUUUUUUUUAAACCAUGUGAGGUAAUUCAUUGUUACAUAAUUACAUUCAAGGGGCGUGACACAUAACUUCAAAGAAAUGGUUUUACCGUGUGGUUUUUGGUUUUCUUCUGCGACGAACGCUUGAACUGGAGAUACAUUGUAUAACAAUUCCCCUUUAUUCGGUUAGUCUAUCUCACCGUUCAUCGUGUGCAAUCACUUUGCUUUGAAGUAUUUCCCGUCAUGUAUCGUGUGCAAUCGCUAUGUUUAAGUUCAUUGUUUUUAAGUUAUAUGUUUGCCUAUGGAAUGUAAAGAGAUCGCUCUUUGAGAGUUCCUUGUAUUGUUGUUUUUUGUCAUGGUGUGAACUACUGGAGCUCAAUUCGUCUAAACCAUGUGUUAUUAUAUCAAUGAUAUCCAAAAUGACACGUAAAUUGUACAUGGUUUACUUUCCCAUCGGCGAUCUUGGAUAUUGUGUGCAUUACCAUUAACGUUUCGAUACCAAAAUCUCAUUAUAAUUGUAUACAUUGCAGUUACAUGUUAACUUUUAAAAUCAUUUACUAUAUAAGUAACUACAUGUUCGAUAGAAAUAGCACCAUCAAGAGGGAAAGUAAGUUGUGAUGUUAAACCGUUUAUAAAUCUUUGUUUAACAAUA
Dreissena polymorpha is the source of this 3347-nucleotide messenger RNA. Its product is annotated as protein white-like. The coding region runs from base 484 to 2553 and encodes 689 amino acids. Gene Ontology annotation, molecular function: ATP hydrolysis activity; ATP binding; ABC-type transporter activity. The record is from RefSeq and is a predicted model, not a curated record. Gene Ontology annotation, biological process: transmembrane transport. NCBI's taxonomy places the organism in Eukaryota, Metazoa, Mollusca, Bivalvia, Myida, Dreissenidae. The transcript has 18 exons. Gene Ontology annotation, cellular component: plasma membrane.